CUGCCCAGCACAAAGAUGGCGGAAGGGAGGGCAGGAAUCGGCGUCAUCACGGAAGCGGCGCGCGCUCCUGACGUCAUCGCGCGGCGCCGCAGGGAAGGCGCCUCGUGGAGGAUGGAGGGGGACGGGGCGGCGGCGGCCGGCACCGAGGGGGAGGCCCCGAGCCCGGCCCCAGCGCCCGGCUCGGCCCCGGCCCCCGCCGCGCGGCGCCGCCGCAAGGCCGCCAAGAAGCGGCAGGAGGCGGCGGUGGCGGCCAUCCCCCGGGGCAGGCCCAAGUCGGGGCGGGUGUGGAAGGAGCCGGGCAGGAAGAGGUUCUCGCUGAUGGUCCGGGACAAGCCCCUGCGCGCCUCGUGGGAGCGGAAGGUGAAGGAGCGGCAGGAGAGGAGGCUCGUCCGGGAGCUGGCGCGGCAGCUGCAGGAGGGGAAGCAGAGGGAGCGAGAGGAGAGGAAGCGGCGGCGGGAGGAGAACCUGAAGCGGCGCCUGGAGAACGAGCGGAAAGCAGAAAUUGUCCAAGUGAUCCGGAACCCGGCGAAGCUCAAGCGGGCGAAGAAGAAGCAGCUGCGGCGGGUGGAGAAGCGGGACACGCUGGCCAUGCUCCAGAAGGCGCCCGUGCGGCACAAAGCAGCCACGGAGUGAGGCCAGGGCACCGGGCGGCCGGGGCUCUGCGGGUCCCGCUCCUCUCUGGGGCCUCGGUGACAGACGGACAGCAGGACGGAGCUGGGGGGGUCACGCAGGGCUGUGAUCUGCAGGAUGCAGCUGCUGCAGCCCCCUGCCCCGUGAAGCCCCGCGGUGUUGCUGGUGCCUGGGGCUGGACCGAGAACUGCUUCAACUGCCCAAAUUUGCCUUUUGUUUAUAAAAACAAAGAGGAACUGC
This is a messenger RNA of Oxyura jamaicensis (ruddy duck), 870 nucleotides long. It is a transcript of the gene CCDC86, whose product is annotated as coiled-coil domain containing 86. NCBI's taxonomy places the organism in Eukaryota, Metazoa, Chordata, Aves, Anseriformes, Anatidae. The transcript has 4 exons. Bases 16 to 633 code for a protein of 205 amino acids. The record is from RefSeq and is a predicted model, not a curated record. Gene Ontology annotation, cellular component: nucleolus.